This is a messenger RNA of Triticum urartu, 738 nucleotides long. RefSeq names its product E3 ubiquitin-protein ligase ATL41-like. The record is from RefSeq and is a predicted model, not a curated record. Lineage: Eukaryota; Viridiplantae; Streptophyta; Magnoliopsida; Poales; Poaceae.
CUCAGCCUCCAAGAAUAUAAGAUACCAGCAAUAUAGCUCAAAGCUUGCAGACGAGCUAAGCUACCUUAUAGUAGGUGACACGGCUAGAAACUAGCUAGAGCAGUUCGUCGACCGGCCAUGUCGAUAUCCUCUAGCUCCAACAAGACGCUGCCCUACUCGGCGGACGGUGGCAGCUACAGCACCCACGACACGCUCGCCCUCCUCGUCAUCGGCUUCAGCGUCACCGCCGUCUGCGUCUUCAUAAUCGCGCUGUUCGAUUGCCUGUGCUGCCGCCCGCGCCGCGCCGGCGGCCGCAGGAUCGUCUUCGUGGGCGCCCGGCCAUUCUUGGUGCGUGCCGGCGGCGACGGUGGGCUGAGCCCCACGGCCGUGGCCGCGCUGCCGUCGUUCUUGUACCACAGAGGCUUGGCCGUCCGCGGCAACGGCGAUUCGGACGGUCGUGGCGAAGGCAGCGGCGGUGGCCGCGGGUGGGCGCAGUGCGCGGUGUGCCUCAGUCUGGUGAAGGAAGGGGAGGUGGUGAGGCAGCUGCCGGCGUGCAUGCACCUGUUCCAUGUAGGCUGCGUCGACACCUGGUUGCACUCCCACUCCACUUGCCCUCUGUGCAGGGCCACGGUAGAGCCCCCUUCGAAAGACCAGGUGCCUCCUGUGUGAUUACUGCGAGAUUUGCAGAGUUUUCUGUGCUAUGUAGCAUGUAUUUUUGUACAUAUCAGAUGUAGAAAUUGCUGUGCUGCGAGUGCGUAC